Macrobrachium nipponense is the source of this 4667-nucleotide messenger RNA. RefSeq names its product RING finger protein nhl-1-like (gene tn). NCBI's taxonomy places the organism in Eukaryota, Metazoa, Arthropoda, Malacostraca, Decapoda, Palaemonidae. Gene Ontology annotation, biological process: proteasome-mediated ubiquitin-dependent protein catabolic process; protein polyubiquitination. Gene Ontology annotation, molecular function: protein binding; zinc ion binding; ubiquitin protein ligase activity. The record is from RefSeq and is a predicted model, not a curated record. The transcript has 10 exons. The coding region runs from base 439 to 4581 and encodes 1380 amino acids.
UGCAGAGUUUAUAGUACUAAGGUCCCGUCCGCCUUUUGCAGCGCCAAUUCCCCGUCCCUCUACCCAACACGUCCCCUUUGUAUUUCUCCUUCCCAUUCUCUCUUUCCCUCCUUCGGCCCCUCAACAGCGAUCAGAAUAGACGGCCUGGGGAAAACCCCCGUUUUUCCUCCGCGUGGAGAAGUAGUGCCGGGGACCAUCUCCUGGUUGGUGGCUGUGUGCGCCCUCUCGAACGCCCAUAGCCAGCUCGCUCCCCACCACCACCACCAUCACCAUCACCCAACACCCACGGCAUUAAAACCCCCUUCGUUCACUCCGCCUGUAGCCUCCACGGCGGGAACCACGCCCGACCUUGGAGGAACCAAUCAUUUUGCGACGCCAAGCACACACACGCAAUCACACCUCCUGAGGAUCCUUCCAGAACAGGCCGUCUAAAACAAGAUGGCGCACCAACUGGAACAACUCCUAACCUGCUGCAUUUGCCUGGACAGAUUCCGGAACCCCAAACUCCUACCAUGUCAGCACUCGGUCUGCAUGGAGCCCUGCAUGGAGGGCCUUGUCGACUACGUCAGACGACAGGUGAAGUGCCCAGAAUGCAGGGCAGAGCACAGGAUACCCUACAACGGCGUCCAGGGAUUCCCUUCCAACGUCACCCUCCAAAGAUUCCUUGAGGCACACAUAGAAAUCACAGGAGAGACUCCGGACCCUCACACAGGCCAGUACAUGGAAAGGUGCGCAGUAUGUAAUGAGAAGAAUUACCUGGGCGUGUGCGCGCACUGCGGGAAAAAGAUAUGCACAGACUGCAAAGCUGCUCACACCGAUAUACUGAAGAGGGAAAUUGGCCGAAUCAAUAAUCAGGUAAAACGAGCGGCGCAUCGACUGAACGACCAAUUAACAGCAGUGGAGCGAAACAUCCUCUCCCUCAAGCAGAACACAGGAAGCGUCUCUGAAGAAAUCGAAAAUAUUAGCAAGCGACUCCAGAAGUCGGUCAGGGAUCGCUGUGAUUUUCUUAAGUCUGAGGUCGAAAAUUACUACAACAACGAACUCCGCAACCUCACCCUCCUGAAGGAGAGUCUGGACCAAGAAGUCUCCAACAUCGAAAGCAACAUCGAACUUGCUGAGAAACACAUGGACGACGAAACGCCGUGGGACGACUGUGAGCUGAUGGACACCAAAGACAUAUUCCUCAAGACCAUCGAAUUUAUCCGUAAUUUCGAUUACGAAGGCGGAGACUACAGUAGGAGGGCUCGCUUUAACCCACCAGAUGAUCUUAAUAAGCUGACGUCUAACCUGAGUUCGCUGGGCGAACUCACCUUCCACAAACCCAACAAUCCGAAUGAAGGAGGCUACGGGUCCGGCCAGAGUUUGGGAUCCGGUCUCAUGAAGAGCAAGAGCGACCACAGACUGGCAUCGCAAUUCCGUGACCAGGAGGACUCCUAUAAUUACAAUCCAGGCAGGACAUCGCCAGUCACGCGCAGACGCUUUGGGGAGAGGAACACCGAAAGGCACGACGAGGAUUCCGCGGCUGACUCUGGGAGGAGGCGGUUCCGGUCGCGCUUCAUGCGAAAAGAAGAAGACGAGGAGCGUUCGGUUCGCUUCUCCGAAGAGGAUGGAUCAAAACGACAACGAGUGAUUGAUUCAGAAGAUGUCUCACGUGGUCCACUCUCAGGGAUCAUUCGCCUUUAUGACUCUCCUCGAGUCAUGAAGAGAUUCCAAGAACGAGAACAGAACAAGACUAAGAAGAAAGAUGAGCCACCCAAGACACCUCAGACAACAGCUAACAAACCACCACAAACUCCAGUCCAGAAUAAACCAUUAAGACAAACUAGCAAUGAAGAUGAGAUAGAUAAGAUAAAGAAACAAAAUAAAGCAGCUGAAGCAUCAACUUCAGGUGCAACAGCCACCACUCCUUCAGUUAGCACCUCCACACCCACUACACCUACCACACCUACUAAACCUGCUGGGGAGAGAGUUUCCUCUAUAAGAGAGGAUGAGAGGCAAAGCCGUAUUGACAGGUCAUCUACUUCUCCCAGGUCAUCUGCUAACCAUUCACCAGCAUCAUCUGUUACCAGAGAGGAUGAUGCAAACCGUAAACGUGAUUAUAGUGGAUCUAGAGCAGAUAGCACAGCUAGUAGUUCUAAUGGCACUACAAAUCGGCCACCAUCUCGUAAAACCAGUUUUGAUACAGGAGUAACUAGUGUAACCCAGCGAUCCUACCCCUUUAGCCGUUCCUCUUCUAAUUCUUCCAUAGGUGAUAAGGAUAAGAGCACAAGUGGCACCAGAAGUCCUCGUCCAAUUGAUACAGCAGCGGUAGAACGUCGUCUAUCGCGUUCUAAUAGUACAGACAGCAACUCAGGUGAUGGUUCAGCAUCCCCAAAAAAAUCUGGUGCUGCUUUUACUACAGAAGAACUUAAGAGUCGUUUCUUAAGAAGUGAUUCAAAACCUUCCACCUCCAAAGUUGAAAGUUCAUCUAGAUCAACGGGUCCAACUAGUGGAUCUCGUUUCCAUUCACGUUUUUUAGGCCGAGCCGGUACUCCUUCAGUAGAGGCCUCGAAGGAAUCAGGGAAUGAAGAUGAUGAUGAUGAUGAAAGCAGUGAUGAUUCCGAGUCUGAGGAGAGUGAAGAGUCCUCUGAUGAUGAGGAGGAAGAAGAGAAGGAAACCACCUCAGAAUACUCUCGACCAGACAUUGGGCCCUUGCUGGGCCGGAGUGCCCAGGCUCGCGACGUAGCCGGUAGUAGUACUAGUAGUAGUAGUUCUAGAAGUACCUGGAAUGAUAGAAGUUCAUAUCCUCCCUCAUCGAGUGGUGGGGACUCUGGAUACAGUAGCAGCAGGUAUGGAAGCAACAGUGAUAACAGCAAUGGCAGUACCAGCAGCAGUAGCAGUAGGUAUGGUGCCUCAGCUUCAAGCACCAGCAGCACCGACUCAGGAGUUGGUAGUCACCGGCGUCCGUCGUACCUGGAACCUGCGAAGCCUUCAGCAAAGGAUAAGGAUGAUGAAUUUGAGUCAAAAUAUCCUUAUGCUAGUAAGUACCUGAGCCGAUCUCGGGCAAGUGUGCCUGAGGAGGAAACCAAGCCAACUACUUUCCAAAGUCGAUUCUUAAACCGUUCUAAAAGUUCUGCAGUCUUAGGCCCAGAUGAUGAUGAUUCUAGCACUACACCCACCCAUGGAACUAGUCGUGCACGUUUUGAAGAACUCAAAGAAAGACGGCAGCGAUUAGCUAGAAGCAAGAGUUCAGCUGGACUUGAAGAUGAUGAAGGGGCCUCAGCUGACACUAAUUCUCCAUCUAGCUACCGCCCUCGUUAUAGUCGCACUGAUACGGAUACAACACCAUCAUCUCGAAGUGCUUCUUCUACAGGAGCACCUAGUGCAGAUUCAGAAGGUUCAUCGUCAACACAACUUUCAAAUUGGGCACGUUACUUAAAGAACAAGUAUGGUAACAGAGACAGUGGAGCUUCUACUCCAUCUGGUAGAACUUCCACAACUGGAAUAGGUAGUACUUUGAGUAGCACCAACAGUACUGCCGGUAGCUCACUGGGUAGUUCACGCACGGGUUCCACCAGUUCCGUUGGAGGACGGGCUAUAUCAAGAUCACGUUCUUCACACCUUCUUGGCUUGGCCAAAGAGGGAGAAUCUUCUGAAGACGAUUCAAAAAACGUGCACGCUACCCCUACUUCCCCAGCAGCAGGUACAGCAGUGGUUCCUACUCCCUUCGGAAAUUUACAUAGGAGCCAGUACUUGCAAAAGCAACGCCUCUUAAUUAAGAUCGGGAGUAGGGGUAGUGAAGCAGGAAACUUUACAUGGCCAAGAGGCAUAGCUGUUGGACCUGACAACAGCAUUGUGGUUGCUGAUUCAAGCAAUCAUCGUGUACAGGUAUUUGACCAACAGGGUAAUUUUCUUAAAGAAUUUGGAUCAUAUGGUAGUGCAGAGGGUGAAUUUGACUGUUUGGCGGGUGUGGCUGUUAACAGAAUUGGUCAAUACAUUAUUGCUGACCGUUACAACCACAGAAUCCAAGUCUUCGAUCCAUCAGGGAUGUUUCUUCGUUCCUUCGGAAGUCAAGGCAGCGGAGAUGGACGAUUCUCAUAUCCGUGGGGCGUAACCACCGAUGCGCUCGGAUUCAUCUACGUCUGCGACAAGGAAAAUCAUCGCGUGCAGGUCUUCCAGUCUGAUGGAUCCUUUGUGGGCAAGUUUGGAUCGAUGGGAAAUAAACCAGGGCAGCUGGAACAUCCACACUACAUUGCAGUGUCUUCAACUAACAGAGUAAUCGUCUCUGAUUCCAACAACCACCGAGUGCAGAUAUUUGACAUAAACGGAAAAGUCAACACAACAUUUGGAUCAGAAGGAAGCGGAGAAGGACAGUUCAAAUUCCCAAGGGGCGUUGCUGUCGACGACCAGAAUUACAUUUUUGUGGCGGACAGCGGCAACAACCGAAUUCAGAUCUUCCACCCCGACGGCACUUUCCUGAGGGCCUUCGGAUGCUGGGGAUCCGGCGACGGGGAGUUCAAGGGCCUUGAGGGCGUCGCCGUUAUGUCCAACGGCAACAUCCUUGUGUGCGACCGAGAGAACCACCGCAUCCAAGUCUUCUGAAAACGGGUCACGUGAUUUCGAAUGGCAGGCACAAGGAGUAACGACAAACACACACAAAAUAAAAUAAAAUAUGAUAAAAAAAAAAA